AAAGCUUUUAUUUUAAGUUCUCCAACUUGUCAUGAAAUAUAAAAGUUUAUACGGACAACAGUUUCAUUUAGGUUAAAGACAGUAGUCGUGUUGUUAUUCGCUAACUUAACGGGAAAGCUUAAAAUGAGUUGAGGCUUAAAGCUAAAGCUGAAGUGAAGAGACACUGAAGGACUGAAGAGGUCACUACAUGCUGAAACAAAUCCAGUUUGAAGCAGAAACGCCAACGCAGCCAUGGGUAUCCUGCUGUCCAAAUCCAUGGAUGACAAUUUUAAAAAGCAACAAGAAUUCAUGCUAACGAAUGCACGGCUGCAGAUGGAGCGCCAGAUUCUGAUGCAGAACCAGAUGAGAGAGCGGCAGAUGGCGAUGCAGAUCGCCUGGUCCAGAGAGUUUCUGAAAUACUUUGGCAGUUUCUUUGCGGUGGCCACAGUGGGACUAACUGCAGGAGCUAUUAAAAGAAAGAACCCAGGCAUGCUGGCUCCCAUCAUACCUCUCAGUUUCAUAUUUGCCUACCAGAUGGACAGCGCCUAUGGAACGCUUAUUAAUCGUAUGAGAGGGGAAGCUGAGAAUAUCAUGGAGACUGAAAAUGACCGUCUACAGUUACCUCAAGGGACUCCAACCUUUGAGAGCAUAGAGAAGGCCCGCCGUGCUAAAAGCAGCCUCAGCGCCUUCUUGGAGAAAUAAUGUAAUUAGUUAUUGUCUAACAGCGUGGUUCCAGAGAGGAGCUGCAGCCACUGUACAUUUCGUUUUCAACAAACCACAAAGACGGGGAAGUGGCUCACAAAGAAACCUCAGGUUUAGCUGUCCAAAACAUACCCACUCCCUAAACGAUACACAACUAUACUUUAUGUAGCAUUAAGGUAAAAGCGGCCUCAGCUCCUUCUUGGAGAAAUAAUGUAAUAAUUUAUAGAACAAACGUCCUCUAUCAUGGAAAAUUUUAAGGCUCUGCUAUUUCUCUCUGUCAGGUUGACCUUAUUGAACGAAAGGCUCCUUAUUCUGUCUCAUUUCAGUCUUUCAGAUACACCAAUCGGGCAUUACAUUAUGACUACCUAACUAACACUGUGUUGGUCGCCCUUUUGCUGCCAAAGCGGCCCUGACCCAUCACAUGAUAUCUGGCACCAAGAUGCCAGGUGUGGCCUCCGUGUUGAAUAGUCUGAAUCAGUGUUACUCACUUUGCUAGUGGUCAUAAUGUUAUGCCUGAUUGGUGUAUGCCACAUGUUGAUCCAUGAGUUAAGUUUUAUUACAGUGUUAUAAGAGCAUUGUGUGACCACAGCAGAUAACUUGUCUCUAAAUAUUGCACAAUUGCAGUUAUAUCAUCAGUGUUUUCUUUAGGUUGUUAUUUUCCAGGGUUUGCUUUGAUUAUGUAUGAUGGACUUGAAGGGAAAUUGAUAGUAAUAUUAAUCAGUUUAUGUUAUCUCUCUGGGGGGUUUUGUUGUAUUUAGAUGAACAAGAAUACCAGCUGCUAUAAGCCUGGUUCAUGAAUGUAAUGAUGAUGAUUGAACAAAGUGGUAAGACAAUG
Maylandia zebra (zebra mbuna) is the source of this 1516-nucleotide messenger RNA. RefSeq names its product plasminogen receptor (KT). Gene Ontology annotation, cellular component: plasma membrane. The record is from RefSeq and is a predicted model, not a curated record. Lineage: Eukaryota; Metazoa; Chordata; Actinopteri; Cichliformes; Cichlidae. Gene Ontology annotation, biological process: positive regulation of plasminogen activation.